Molecule: messenger RNA, 6363 nt
Organism: Mesocricetus auratus (golden hamster)
Lineage: Eukaryota; Metazoa; Chordata; Mammalia; Rodentia; Cricetidae
Gene: Ppp1r16b
Product: protein phosphatase 1 regulatory subunit 16B
Exons: 11
Coding region: 436-2142 (568 amino acids)
Biological process (GO): regulation of sprouting angiogenesis; establishment of endothelial barrier
Cellular component (GO): cytoplasm
Molecular function (GO): protein phosphatase regulator activity; protein binding; enzyme inhibitor activity
Source: RefSeq, a predicted model, not a curated record
UCCCACACACAUUCCCACCACCUUCUCUCCCACCUGUCACCCAAAUCCCAUCUUCUCUGCCCCAGUACCUGGAUGCUGUGGGCAAGAUGCCAACUAGUCUGUAGUCUACCUAACAGUGCCGCCCCCCACCCCUCCCGCUCUUCUCAGUCUUUGGAAUGGCUUCCUUUAAGAAGAUUUAUUGCUUUCUAGCUGACCCUCAUUUGUGGUUCAGGUGUCAGAGCUUUGACCCCACCAGGCCCUCUGUCUGCAAGCCUGCCUCUUCCCUGAGAUGAGAAUCCCCAGAUUUCGUUGGGAAAUCCCCCUUUGACGGCAAGUUUCCUGUUCUAGAAGUACCAGGCCCCACCAUGAGGCUCCAGCCCCUCGGGAGCCCCCGCGCUCCCCUGGCCCCGGGUGCACCGUGCUAGCCCCAGGCAGGGCAAGGGCAGGUGCAGGGCCAUGGCCAGCCACGUGGACCUGCUAACGGAGCUGCAGCUGCUGGAGAAGGUACCUACGCUUGAGCGCCUGCGCGCAGCCCAGAAGCGCCGGGCACAGCAACUGAAGAAGUGGGCGCAGUAUGAACAGGACCUGCUUCAUCGGAAGCGCAAGCACGAGCGGAAGCGCAGCACGGGUGGCCGUCGCAAGAAGGUGUCCUUUGAGGCCAGUGUGGCACUGCUCGAGGCCUCACUGAGGAACGACGCCGAAGAAGUACGCUACUUCCUGAAGAACAAGGUCAGCCCUGAUCUGUGUAAUGAGGAUGGACUCACAGCCUUGCACCAGUGCUGCAUUGACAACUUUGAAGAAAUCGUCAAGCUGUUGCUUUCCCACGGUGCCAAUGUGAACGCCAAGGACAAUGAGCUGUGGACACCCCUGCACGCUGCAGCUACCUGCGGCCACAUCAACCUGGUGAAGAUCCUCGUCCAGUAUGGGGCUGACUUGCUUGCUGUCAACUCUGAUGGGAACAUGCCAUAUGACCUCUGCGAGGAUGAACCCACCCUGGAUGUCAUUGAGACCUGCAUGGCAUACCAAGGCAUCACCCAGGAGAAAAUCAAUGAGAUGCGGGCAGCCCCCGAGCAGAAGAUGAUUUCGGACAUCCACUGCAUGAUUGCGGCGGGCCAGGAUCUUGACUGGAUAGAUGCCCAAGGAGCCACACUGCUACACAUAGCUGGAGCCCAUGGGUACCUGCGGGCAGCUGAACUCCUCCUGGACCACGGAGUGCGUGUGGAUGUGAAGGAUUGGGAUGGCUGGGAGCCUCUGCAUGCAGCAGCCUUCUGGGGACAGAUGCCAAUGGCAGAGCUGUUAGUGUCGCAUGGAGCUAGUCUCAGUGCCAGGACAUCCAUGGAUGAGAUGCCAAUAGACUUGUGUGAGGAGGAGGAGUUCAAGGUCCUGCUGUUGGAGCUUAAACACAAGCAUGAUGUGAUCAUGAAGUCCCAGCUGAGGCACAAGUCAUCCCUGAGCCGGAGGACAUCCAGUGCAGGCAGCCGUGGGAAGGUGGUGCGUAGAGCCAGCCUGUCAGACAGAACCAACCUGUAUCGGAAAGAGUAUGAAGGAGAGGCCAUCUUGUGGCAGCAGCGGAGUGCAGCAGAGGACCAGCGUACCUCCACCUACAACGGAGACAUCAGGGAGACCAGGACAGACCAAGAGAACAAGGACCCGAACCCCAGGCUGGAGAAGCCAGUGUUGCUCUCAGAAUUCUCUACCAAGAUCUCUCGGGGAGAACUGGAUGGGCCUGUGGAGAAUGGCCUCCGGGCUCCUGUCAGCACCUACCAGUAUGCACUGGCCAACGGGGACAUAUGGAAGAUGCACGAGAUGCCUGAUUACAGCAUGGCCUAUGGCAACCCCAGUGUGGCUGAUGUCCCCCCACCCUGGAGUGGCUUCAAGGAGCAGAGCCCCCAAACGCUCCUGGAGCUGAAGAGGCAGCGGGCUGCAGCCAAGCUGCUCAGCCACCCUUUCUUAAGCACCCACCUGGGCAGCAGUGUGGCCAGGUCAGGAGAGAGCAGCAGCGAAGGCAAGGCCCCCUUGAUUGGAGGCAGAACUUCCCCCUACAGCAGCAACGGGACCUCCGUGUAUUACACGGUCACCAGCGGAGACCCCCCGCUCUUGAAGUUCAAGGCCCCCAUGGAGGAGAUGGAGGAGAAAGUCCAUGGCUGCUGCCGGAUCUCCUAGUGUCUGUGAGCUGGAGGAGACAGCCGCCUCGGAGAGGGGCCCCUGGACUCCAAGCCGCCCUGGCUGGGGAGGUGUCAGAGGGCAUCCAGGGAGAGGGGGGGCUGCUUUGCAGAGGAAUGCUGACCUUACCUCAUGCCCAGCUGCCCAUAGCAUCCCUAUUCCCCUCAUGCUGCUUUCUUGCCUCAAUGCCUGCAUCUGAAGCAUAGCAGCCCCAACUCACUCCGCAGUCUGAUUCAGAAAGGGUAGGCUUGGGAAUGUCAGUUCCGUACUUUGUAAAGGCUUCUUGGGACCAGGACUAACACUCACUUCCCUACACACACACACACACACACACACACACACACACACGCACACUCACUUACUUCAGUGUGUGGGAAUGUUAUACCUGAGCUCUUGGUGAGGCUGAGAACUUAUAGAUUAUUCCUGAAAGAAUGAAUCCAAGACAGUUUUGGCAUUCCAAUUGGCUUCCACGGGGGACAGACCUGCUCAGCUGAGACCCACAGUUCUGUUUAGAGUCCUACCAGCCUGGGACACCAUCCACACCUAGCAGGGACAGGAAGUCCUCUGUGUUCAUGGGAGCCAGGAAUCCAUAUGGAUCAGAUCAGUGGGUCCAGGCCUGCUCCCAACUGCCUCUCACACGUGUCAAUAGGCAGCUGUGUGACUGUCCAAGGGUCUAGCCUGAAAACCAGGCCAUCCACUCUCAGAAGAAACUAAAUCUUGUGUUGGUCUUCUAUGGGAGCACAGGAGCUGGGUAGGGUGCUGCACAUCACAUUGUUAUUUUCCAAACUGCAUUUGGGUAAAGCAUUCUCUGCAGCUGUAAAGUUCCAGGUGGGAGGUAACUGAAUUUGCUGUCUCCCAAGAUAGCACCACGAUUGGGAUUUAUUGUCUGGUGUUUGAAAAAUGAAUUUCACCAGGAGCUUCUGUGGGGAGUCUCCCAGGGAAAGAGUGAGUGCAUUGCUUGCUGAAGAUACCCUGGUUAACACUGUUGUAACACAACACCCUAGCUUUUGUGGUUUCCAGGCUGUUUUGGUCCAGCCCAUCUCAGCCAGCCCUUCUCGGUCUAAGCCGCCACAGCGAGCAGUUGAAGCUGGCCUGCACACCACCCUCCCACCUUACUCAGUCGAGCGUGCAGAGUGAAUGAAUGCUCAGGCCCAUGCCCUUCCAAGCUUUGCCUUUUCUGCAACGCUAUGUAAGACGUGUUUGCCAGGGAUCACUUGUUGGCUCCUGCCAGGAGGUCUCAACAUUCCUAGCCUGCUUCAGAGUGAGAUGGCCAUGAGCACCAUCUCGUGCGGCGGCAUUCAGGAGAGGGGUGGUGUGACUGGAGCUGGCUCUCAGCUGUACAGCUUUGCUGCCCUAGUCUUCCUGCCGCUGGGGAAGGAAGCCCAUACCACUUCACCAUCACAUUCUCCCACAAACCCGUAGAAAUCGUGCAGCAGAGCUUUGGCCCGACACACUGGCUCCACCAAAAUCUUCUGGUGUAACUAGCAAGCUACAAGUUCGUUCCUUGCUCUGUGCUCCUUUUAUUUGUCCUUAAACUACCUCCUUAUAGCCCCGAGAGGGUCCCUAAGUCUCGAUUCGGAUGUAAGGGACAGAUACCCAUAUUGUCAUGGUCCCUUGUGCCACAACCUUAGUAGUGAGGCUUGCCAGUAGCUGGUCUCUGUCCCCACUGUGGCCUUGGGACUUCAAUAGACUAGAUAUUAAUCAGGGCCUGCCUAGGUGGGGGUGUUGCUUUGUCAGGAUCAGGAAUGUGGACCAGAGAGUGCCCUGGAGGACACUGGAUGCAGAAGAAGGUGCACAAUACUAGGUCACCCCCACCCCGACUCCAGGACAAAUGCAGUCUGGCAUGGUGGGGCAGCACAGCAGACCAAGUCAGUUUCUUGAAUCCCUGGGGCCUUAGCUAGGUUCUGCAGUCCAUGGCUGAAAGGGGGAUGGGCAAAACACACACCUGUGGCUUUAAACCAGUAUUUGGCUCUGACGGACACUGAAAUGCCUCUGGAGCUGACUUUAGCCACAGGGUGGGCAGUGCCCAGGCAACCAGCCACAUACUCUUAGGAGUCAGCUGCCCAGGGUUUCCCAGGUCUUUGCUCAGGGGCCAGAGAGUGAAGGCAUUUGUUGCCCUCUCUGAGCCAUUCAGGCCAUUCCUCCUCCACCCCCAGCACUUCUUUCUGCCUCCUAGGCCAUUCCUGUCUACCUGAGGGAUGGGAAACUUAGCUGUCUCUUCCAUGGGAGCUAGCCUCAAACAGUGUGGACUCAUGGGCCUUUGUUCAUGUUUUCCACCAGGGAUAAACACAUGUUCCCGGUUUGGGCUCCAAGUCCUCAGGGCACUUUCCCUGUGACUCUUUGGAGCCACAAUGAGGUAUAAGCUCCAGUGCAUGAGCCAGGGCCACCUACUCAUUCACCCAUGUAACCUAUUGAGGUGCUGAGACACACCAGACAUGGUGGUAGUGUCUGCAGAUAAUGGACCAGCCAGGUAGUGAGGACUUUGGUGUAGGCAUCCCCAGACUCAUCCAUUAUUCUGAUCAGAGUUCCUGCAGUGAACCUAUGCUUUGCAGCUCCUGCAGUUCUUAAUGUGAACCUUUUAGCCGGGGUGCAGCUUGAUGAACACACUGAGAUAACAUCUGCCACUAAGUGCAGAUACUAGAUCUUGGGUCCCAGGCAGACACCACACCAGUCCAUCUAGAGCCUUCAGAGGUAGCCUUCAGGCCAGCAUCCUUGGAGAACAAUAUAACAGCAGGCUGAGGUCAGUGUCUGAAAGAAUUAGAAGUCUGCAAAUUGCUGUCAAAUGCAUCCCUAGCAUUUAUAGUUAUCUCUCACAAAUUUUUGCUCAUGAAUUAUACAUUCUUCUCUCUUAACCCACCGAUGGGUAUUGGAAGUGAGAACAACUACUCCUCUACAUAGCAAACCUUUCUUUGUAUGUCAGCCUCUCUCCCUGGAAGGUGUGGAUUCAGGGGAUAGUGGAAGCUUAGCAAGGUUGACCAGAUGUCCCACUUCUACCAGGAACCUGUGUUUUGGUAGCCAUUCUUGGCAAACUGAAGACAUCUAUUUUCAAACCAGGUGCCCUGUAAUCCCCUGUGAGCCAUGCUCCUUGCACCCACCUUAUGCUCUAUAAACAACUAGAAAUUGGUAGCUAUCACCAGAUUGUGAAUUUCUGGCCAGUAGCUCAGGGAAUUUGAAUGAAUUGUAAGCCAGGUCCACUGAAGACUUUGGGGAUAUAAUUCUUUAUCAAAUAUUCAGCAUUAAUGAAGCUUCUCUGCACUGUUUGAUGAACUUUUAGAUGCUUGGAAAGGUUGCAAGAGUGUGGCACCCAGACGGACAUAGUGACACACACCUUUAAUCCCAGCGCUAGGGAGGCAAAAGCAGGAAGUGUAUUUCUGAGUUCAAGGCCAGCCUGGUCUGUACAGUGAGUUCCAGGCCAGUCAGGGCUAUACAGAGAAACCCUGUCUCAAAAAAACAAAUAAAUAAAAACAAAAUAUGGUCCUCUAGUUGGCCUAGCACAGUCUAGCUUUGCAACAGUGUGAGACUUUUGCUUCUUAGUGUCUGAUACUCUUUGGUCCUGAGCUUUCUCUCCUACCUGCUCUCCCAAAGCAGGGUACCAGGAUGCUUUCCAGAGGGGUCAUCCUUAUGUGAUACCAGGACUGUGUAAAAGCUCAUUAUUUGUAUCUGGUGAUAGCCUCCUCUUCCCAGGGCACAGAAAAGCCAAGGGUUACAUGCCAGGGGACAACUCCACUGAAGUGACCCACCACAUUCCUAGAAAGCCCUUAGGCAUCUCCUCCGCAGGAGUCCCUUAUUGUUCAAAGGGCCUGCUUCUUGUGUGGACACUUUGAAGUGCCACUGUGCGGGGCCUGGCUCUGCACACCCAGGAAAAGUCUGCAGACCCCAGCCCUCCGCAAUAACUCACCAGACCAGAAGCCACUGAUGUACAGAGAACACUUAUGGAAAAAAAUGUAUUUUAUGUGAAAAAAGUUAAAACUCUGUAUACUGUAUCAGCAGCUUUGUGUAAAAAUGGCAAUCAAAAGAGUCUAAUAUAUUUAAAACUUUUUUUAAAAAAAAUUCUCAUGGAUCUUUGAUAUUGUAUUGAAGUAGCUCCAUGCCUCCAAGAUGGGGUCUGACCACAUCCCCAAGGAGCCCGUGCCCCUGGAGUUACUUCCAGCUGCCAAGGCCUGUGACGGAAUUCGCUGUUAUGGAUUUUUAAUUAAGAUUAUUAAAUUCCUUUUAAUAACA